Molecule: messenger RNA, 1785 nt
Organism: Dovyalis caffra
Lineage: Eukaryota; Viridiplantae; Streptophyta; Magnoliopsida; Malpighiales; Salicaceae
Source: the annotation of a GenBank genome assembly
AUGGUUGUUGUUUGGAGCAUAGAUGGAGGUACUAUUAAAAGCAUUGUCGAAUCAAGAAGGUUCCCGACGCAAUAUUCGACCAUGAAACCUUACACACAAUACCCUCUCACAAAUCUAACCGACCAACAGCAGCAGCAGCAGCAACAACAAACCCUUGAAAAUUUCAAUACAAUUAAAAACAACGUCACCGCCGAUACCCCAUUAGCCCAAGAGACCAACAACAAUAAUGCCAGUGUCCCUCCUAGUUCUAACAUAGUACUAAAUCUCGACAAGAAUGUUUCUUUUGCUCAGAAUUAUUCAGAUGGAGUUUUGGAGAAUCCAGCCCCGGGAAGGCAUGAAUCAGGUGGUAAUGUGAAUUGGGUAUCAACUGAAUUGGAGCCAAACUUGACUGCAAACCUUCUUUCAAGGUGGCAAGCUCCUGGAGGGGAGUCUUGUAGAGAGUCGCGCACAGUGGAGAUUGUGAUUCCUGGAUUGGAUGGUAAAGAUUUGAUUGAGUUGACAGCUGGUGAUAGUCAUGAAUUUGGUUUUCAAGCGCUGGAUGAAUCCAACAAUCUUGUUUGUUUAGGUGGAGAUUAUUUCGAGACUGAUCUUUCAGGGGAGGCAUGGAAAUCAAGGCCUUUGAUCACAGAUUUUGGAAAUGGGUCUUACUCUAUUUUGCUUCAAGUUCAUCCUGAUUUUGCUGGUGAUUAUAGUCUUACUGUUAUUUUGCUCUAUAGGCAUUUUGAAGGUCUUAAAUUUUCACCAUGGAGAUUUGCUUUUGAUAAACAAUUGCGUAAGUUUCGAAUCAAGUUUGUUAAAGGUCAUACUCAAUUGCCAAAGAUCGAAACUUGUCAAAAAUCUGAUUUCAUUAGAGAUCUUUGGGUAGGAAGGUGGACUAGGCAUGGUAAAAAUGAUGGCUGCCAAAUUAGUAAUGAUGGCCGGUACCGCUGUCUGAAGCCAAAUUUUCCAUGCCAAAGUCCUUGGUGUAGUGGUUCUUUAGGGUUGUUAGAGAGUAAUGGCUGGGUGUAUUCAAGUCAUUGUUCAUUUGGGCUGUUUUCAGCUGAUUCUGCUUGGAAUUGCUUGAAGAAUCGGUGGAUUUUCUUUUGGGGUGAUUCAAAUCAUGUUGAUACUAUUAGAAACAUGCUCAAUUUUGUGUUGGAUUUGCCUCAAAUACAAUCAGUUCCUAGACGGUUUGAUAUGAACUUUUCCAAUCCGAAAGAUGCAUCACAAACUCUUCGAAUUACUAGCAUUUUCAAUGGUCAUUGGAAUGAGACACUGAAUUAUGAAGGAUUUAAUUCCUUGGCAAAUGAAGGAUUUAGGAAUUUGUUGAAGAAGUACUUCUCAGAGGACACGGUACCAGACACUAUAAUCAUGAAUUCAGGUUUACAUGAUGGUGUGCAUUGGCGUAAUUUUAGAUUAUAUACGGCAGGAGCAGACUAUGCUGCAUCAUUCUGGAAAGAAGUUAUGGAUUCGGUGAGGCAGAGAGGGUUGGCAGUUCCACAGAUCUUUUACCGGACAACUGUAGCCACUGGUGGGUAUGCAAGGACUCUAGCAUUUAAUCCAAAUAAGAUGGAGGUAUAUAAUUGGGUUGCGUUAGAGAAGUUUAGGCAAGCUGGGUUGCUUUCUGGUGUGAUAGAUAACUAUGAUAUGACUUUUCCAUGGCAUUUUGACAAUCGGUGCAAUGAUGGAGUGCAUUAUGGCAGAGGUCCAGCUAAGAUGAGGUGGAGGGAUGGUGAAAUUGGCCACCAGUAUUUUGUGGACCUCAUGUUGGCUCAUGUGCUGCUCAAUGCCCUGUGUUCAAGAUAG